Messenger RNA from Miniopterus natalensis, 2547 nucleotides. NCBI's taxonomy places the organism in Eukaryota, Metazoa, Chordata, Mammalia, Chiroptera, Miniopteridae. The record is from RefSeq and is a predicted model, not a curated record.
CUGCCUUUCGGCUCUUCGGCCAAAAAGUUACCCGACCACAGGUCAUCUUGUGAACCUCUCUUACCGUAAAAAUCUCUCGCUUUCAAGAGGAGAGUUAGGGUGAGAGCGCCCUGCCAUGGGAUCGUGAAGAUGGAAGGCAUCAUUGAUUAAGAUGCCUACUGUGUACGUUAUUCAGAGCUCACCGUGGGCCUGGCCUUGUUCUGAGUUUUACAGGUGCCAACUAACCCUCACAGUAGCUGUUUACAGUAGGUAGCAUGGUUUUAUAAAUGAAAGCAAAAAAAAACCCCAAAUCCCUGAGGCACAGAAAUGUAAACGGUCCCUACACAGAAGAGCCUGUUGCUGGUAGAUUUGGGGUCAGGAUUCAGACUCAGACAUCUGGGUUCCCAGUAAACAGCAGCUUGUCUUAGGUGCAGACGUGAAAAAUAAUGAAUGGAUAGAUAGUUUUAAAAAUCAGUGUUUCUGACGUGUUCAUCACUUGUGUCUGCCACCCAGUAGGCAUCUUAGUGAAUGUUCAUUGAGUUGAUGUUCCCUUACUGGAGAUGUGUGUGCUGCGUGCUGCAUUGUGCCUUAGCUUCCCCCCCUUGGGAAGGAAGUGGUCCUGGGGGAAGCAUCGUGGACUUGGACUCCUGACUGAUGGCCUAGGAAAACAACCUUCUCAAGACUCAGGUUCCUCUUCUGUGAAAUGGAGAUGACAGCUAAACAUACCUUUCAGAGUUGCUGGGAAGGUUGAAUUGGUCAUUCAUAAGGCAGCUCUGACUCCUAUAAACUUCUUAUUUCUGGUGUAUGAUAUUCUUGUUGUUCUGGUCAUUGAGAAAACUGGUUAGAGUGUUCGAUGCAGUGUUGACUCAAGUAGAAAAUAAAUAUCUGAGCCUUGUAUUUGUCAUGAUCACUUAAAUUAUCACUAACCCAGACUAUCUUACAUCAGAGGGUAAUUUUGAUCUAUUUUUAAUUGGCAAAAUCAUUUUUGAGUUCUGUAUUAUUGGUAUUAUAAUAACCAAAUUCAUCUAAGUGAUAAGAAAGUUUUAAAUACCUUUUGGCAGAUUGUAAACGCCCAGUUCACUUCUACUGGUGGCGUGGUGAAGAAAUUAUUCCUCGUGGUCAUCGGAAAGGGCGAGUUGACGCUUUGAGAUACCAGAUAAAUGAUAAGCCACACAACCAGAUCCGCAUAGCCAAACAACUCCCUGAGUUUGUGCCGCUGGAUUAUUCUGUACCUAUAGAAAUUCCUGUUAUGAAUUGUAAGCCAGAUAAACUUCCCUUAUUCAAGCGACAAUAUGAAAAUACCAUAUUUAUCGGCUCAAAGACAGCAGAUCCAUACUGUUAUGGUCAUACCCAAUUUCACCUGUUACCAGACAAGUUAAAAAGGGAAAGACUAUUGAAAAUAAACUGUGCUGAUCAGAUAGAAGUUGUUUUUAGAGCUAAUGCUAUUGCCAGCCUUUUUGCUUGGACUGGAGCACAAGCUAUGUAUCAAGGAUUCUGGAGCGAAGCAGAUGUUACUCGACCUUUUGUCUCUCAGGGCGUGAUCACAGAUGGAAAAUACUUUUCCUUUUUCUGCUACCAGUUAAAUACUCUGGCACUGACUGCACAAGCUGAUCAGAAUAACACUCGUAAAAAUAUAUGUUGGGGGACACAAAGUAUGCCUCUGUAUGAAGCCAUCGAAGACAAUGAUGUGAAAGGUUUUAAUGAUGAUGUUCUGCUGCAGAUAGUUCACUUCCUACUGAACAGGCCAAAAGAAGACAAGUCACCAUCACCGCUACUGGAAAACUAAGAAGAAGCGUUGGACUUGGGGCUUUGGGAACCUUAAAUUUCACUGAAGCAACAAUAAAACGAAUUUCAGUGACGAGACUUGUGACUGCCACAUGUUAAAUGCACUGGUUUUGAAACAAAGAUUUCUUAUGUUAACCUGUGAUUAGACCUCUCAUUCUCAAAAUACAUGCUGAAAGAUUUAGUUUUAGAGAUAGUAUGUUGAUUUAAAAGUGAUUUUAUUUGUAAAUGACUAAUUGAUGAGACUGAUUUAGGUGUUUUCAAUACCCGGUGUUCCAAGUGAUUUUAAAGGUGGUAUGAGGGUAAUAAUUCAACUGCUGAUGCAUAUGUGGAUGUUUUGUUAAUAUCUUCCUUUUUAAAACGUUUUUGUUAACAUGAUAAUAGAACUUUCAGAGUCUUAUUCAAACUCCUUUUAAACAUAAAUGGUAUUUUGCAGAUAGAGGAAACUCAGUCCCAGGGGAGUUAAGUGACUUUUUUUUUUUUUUUAAAUUAACAAAUGAUUAAUAGCAUAACUGAUGUGAUGUAAUUUGGCAACUUCGGUGCUUAGCACUUAGCAGUAAUGCUCACAUGUUUCAGUCGGUGUUAUUUGCUCUAAGAUUAGGAAACUAGCUUUGCUGUGUUUUCAAAUUAGUUGCCAGGUGGUAAAGUUGUUAAUCUUACUGAGAAUUAAGGUUAGUUCAAAACAUUUUUAGUGAACAAAAGAAUGUACCUUUGUAUAAGCAUGCUUACACUUCCCAUUUUAUAUAACCUAUUGUGAAUAGUUAAAAUAGCCCAUUAUGUACUGUA